AUGAAAAUUAAAAUACUGAUAUUGACAUACAAUUUGUUUAUUUCAUGUACUUCAUCAAAAGAUAUUAUUACUUAUUUUUGUGAAAACUAUAAGAAGAUUUACACGUGCAUAGAUGGCAUAAAUGUAUACAAGGUUUCAGACUAUUAUUUACUUAUUGAUGAAACUCGUUUUGCUACAAUGCCUGAUAAUUAUCAGGAUGAAUUGUCUCAUUACAUAUUUAAGAAAGAUUUAGAAGAUAUGACUAGAAAGUAUUUUUUAUAUAGUGGUGGUUACAAUACAUGUAGAGAUUUUAUAAAAAAUAUUUUAAUUCAAUACGACAAUGAUCCUAAAAUUAUUGCAGAUAAUAUAUUUAAUGAUUCAAUAAUUUUUAGAAAUAUAGAAUUAAAAACAGAUAAUUUAUUGAACUUUAAUUAUUUUAUGCUUCUUGCAGAAUAUCAAGUUAUGAAAAAAUGUAAAGUAGAUAAUAUUGAGUAUCAUGAAGAAAUAAUAGGAUGUUGUGAAAUUAAAGAAGAACUUGAUAAAAUUGAUUUAUUUCAUUUGUUUGUAGACACUGUCAAGGUAAAACGACAUUUUAAACUCUUAGUUAAGAAAUCUGAUAUAAAUUACAGGAUUGAUAAAGAAGAUACAGCGAUGGAUUGCUCAGGAGAUAGAAGAAUAUGUGUUAUUUUGAAUUAUUUUAAAAAUUCCCACAGGCAAAUUUCCUUUGAAGAUUAUGCUAAAAAUGUUUAUCCCAAUUCUUAUUGUUGUAAAUGUUCAUUGUUUGGUAGAAAAUAUAAAUCUCAAGACAAAAAGCCUAAAAAAGAAAUUUUAAAUUUAAACAUUUUUGAAAAGAAAAAACAGGAAAUUAUUGAAAGAUUAAAAGAAUUCAGAGAAAGAUUUUUCAUAAGUUUUAAAGAAAAAAUAUUGAUAAAUGAAGAAUCUAGAAAUGAAGAAGAAAUGAUAAAACAUAGUAAAAUAAAUAAAAAUACAGGAGCUUAUCGUAAAAAAAAAUCUUUUAAUGCAAGCAAAGAGGAUAAUAAUGAAAUUGCAGAAAAGAUUUUAGGUGAUAGAAAAGCACAAACAAACUUUAAUGGUGAAGUAACAAGAGAAUUUUUAGAUACUAAUUAUUGUGGUUCUGAUUUUGAAGUAAAUUGUGCGUUAAAGUAUGAUUUUCCUGAUAUCUUUGGAGGAACAAGCUUACAAAAGGAUUUUGAUUUGCUGACAUGUGAUAUGAAAGAGCUUCUCAAUAGAUCAUAUGUCAAUGAAGAUAACGUGCCCGUAGGAGCCAAUUUUAAAAAUGAUUGCAGUAAAACGUUUGAGACAAAAGGUAAAAUAAAAUUUUAUGAACAUUUAAAUUGUGAUGAAGAGAAUAUAUAUAAAAAUGGAACUUUUACUGAUGAAUCAAACAAUGAAAGCAUUUUUGCUGAUGAUUAUAACACAUCUGUACAAAAAAAAUCUACAAAAAGAAAUUAUAAAAAUUUAAUGUUAAAAGAUACGACAGCAAAUGAAUAUGAAAACCAUGAGAACGAGAUUUUAGAUAAAAGGCGAUUUGCGCGACGUAUUUUGCAAUUCAAUGACGGCGAAUUUGAAGAACGACAAAAAUUUUUCGAUGAAAAUUUUAAUUGUUCGAAUCAAGAAAAUAAUGAUAAAAAGGAAUUUGACAAUAACGAGUUAAAUAUUAAAAUUAGGAAUGUGCCUGAAUUGAUUGAUACAAAUUCAUAUAAAAAUAUGUUUGGUGCUACUGGAAGUCAAAGUAUUAUGGAUCCUAAUGAAAUUCAUAUUCCUACUUUAAAAAAAUAUGAUAUAGAAGAAGAUAAAAAUUUGAUUGAGAAUGUAGAAAAAUGUAAUUUAGAUAAAACAUCUUGUGAAAUAUUAGAAAAUUUUGAUAAAGAUGCAGGAAUAAGCGGAGAAGAAGAAGGUGUACACGAAACAAAAUUGUUUGAUAUAGAAAAUUUAAAUAAAUCCGAACAGGUUUUACAAGCAAAAGAAAUACUACCAGAAAAAAUUGUAGAUGACGAAUGUAAAAUUGAGGAGAUAGCUGAAAUAUAUCAUAGCUUUUUUGAGCAACAUGAAACAAUAUCAAAGAUGUCUUAUAUUUUUUUUGAAGAAUAUAAAAGAAAUGUAGAUACAAGUAUUGAAGAAGAAUUAAAAAAUGUUUUAAGUGCAAAUUCUUCAGCAGAGACCUUAAAUAUUGAAAAUUAUGAAAACGAAAAGAUUGGUGAGAAAUUUUAUAAUUCAAGUGACAGUUUUUUAGAUGAACAAAAAGGGAUAUUAAAAUCUUAUUCAGUGGAUGAUAAAUCUGUUUUAGAAAAUGCCAGUUCUUUUGAAUUGUGUAAAAAUGAUUUUAAGGUACAACAACAAAAAAAUAGCUCUUGUGAAAAUUUUGAUAAAUUUGAUUCUGAAAAACGAAGUCGAUCAUUAGGAGAGAGUACUAAUACAUUAGAUUAUUUUUAUUCUGAUAGAUUAAACAAAUACAAUUCAUCUCCUGAUUUGACAUUUUGUACUGCAAACAAUUCGAAUACUAGUUUACUAUUUCAAAGAUGUGCAGAACAUAAAAAUGAAGAUUAUGAUACUGUAACCUUACAAAAUUACAGCCAAUAUUCGAAGUCUCCUGAAAAUCAAUCGGUACUAAGUGUAGAUAUUAGUGAAGAUAAAUUAAGUGAUGAUUCUUUUGAAUUAAAUAAUACUACAUCAAAAACUGACGAUAAAGACAAUAAUUUUUCUGCUGCUUUAAAUAACAAAAAAAGAAUAUCUAAUGAUGAAGGAUACACAGAAAGUGUAUCGCCCAAUUCUGACUCGCUUAUUUCAUCACAACAUAGUCCUAUUUUAUCUGGUGAAAAAUUACCACUAAAUGAAGAAGACAGUUUAGUAUUGUCAUCAGAACGUAGUCCUGAAUUUACAGAGAAAAACAAGAAUUUUAUAGAAAAAGAAUUAUCAUAUUUGAAUUUAGAAUAUAACACACCACUAAAUAAGGUUUUAGAUUAUAAUUCUACAAAACAAGGAAAUUUAGAAAAUUGGUUAAAUUCUCAGAAAAAUAGCAUAGAGACAAAUCAGAUGUCAGAAAAUAAAGAUAAAUUAUUUUUUAAUGAUCAAAAUAAAGAGGCAAAAAUGAAUUCUGUGUGUAAUAAGCUUGAGGAGAGUGGCUCAUACAUAUUUGAGUUAGAUUUGUUGAAAGAGGCUAAGAAACAGGAAGAGUUUUAUGACUCUCAAGAUCGGGAUUUAAAAAAAUUUAAGACCAGUCAGUCAACAAAAAAUAAAAAAGCUAAAGAUCAAAACUAUCCUUUAGUACAUGAUAUUAUUUAUGAAAAUUUUUUUGGUAAUUAUGAAAAUAAUGAACAAAAGCCUAGUGAUUCUUCUGGUUGUUUUCAAAACAAUGAAAAAUCUAAAAGUUCUGAUGAUUUUACGAAUUCUGAAUCUUAUUUUGACAGUUUAGAAUUUAAUAUUAACAAUCUAUCUGCUACAGAUGCUGUAAACAUGUCGAGUGAGUGUGAAAAAAAUUCUCCUGUAGAUCAAAAGUAUAUUAAGAGCAUAAAUGUAAAUAAAGAAUAUGUUAUAGAAGAUAAUAAGUGUACAAAUGUAAGUGAUAUGCAUUUAAUGGCAUCAAAUAUUUCAGGUUCUGAUAAUAAUACCAAUGCAUCGGAUAUAGAAAAUUUGCAAGGAAUGUCUAAAAAAGUAGAAGAAAGUAACACAAGACAGCAAAGUAGUAAAGAUAUAUCAAAUGAAAAAGAUGUAAGUAAUAUGUUAGAUUCCAAGAAAAAGUCUAAACUUAAUUACGAUUACUUUUACAUCGAUUUAAAAUCAAAUCCAUCUGAAUGUUGUCAAUACGAAGAUAAAUGUAAAUCUAAUGAUUUUAAUAAAAAAAUCGAAGGUAAAAAUGUUACAAAAUGUGAUAAUUGUUCUAUUCCUGACACUUGCCAUAUCGAAACACAUAAAACAGGAAAUUGUACAAAUGUUAUUAUUCAGAAUCCAAAGAACACAUUAGUAAGUAAUUUUACGGGAAGUAAAACUGAAAAAAGUUCUAUUGAAAAUAAUAAAACAGAGUGUACAGUAAAUAAUGUACUGAAUCAAUAUGAAAAAAUUGCAAGUAAAGAAAAUUUUAUCUCUUCAAAUUGCAUUGUAGGAGAUUAUGUUAAUAAAGGAGAUCAAAAUUUUGAAGAUUCUGUAAAAAAAAAUACUGAAAAUGAGACCUCUUUAUCUUUGAAUAAAACUGUAAACAGUGAUUUUGAUAAACAGGAAGAAGUAGACAUUGAACAACAAGAUAAUAAAAUUUUACCUUUGAAAAAAACUGUAAAUGGUGAUUUUGAUAAACAGGAAGAAGUAGAUAUUGAACAACAAGAUAAUAAAGUUUCAUCUAAUUGUAAAUCUAACUCCUUAAAAAAUAUUUGCCAUACUAAAUAUAUCGAUCCUCUCAAGCCUGAAAAUUAUUUUAAUAGGAUGGAUUUAUUUGUAUCUGGACAACAACAAUUUAACACUUGUAAAUCUAAUAAUGAGAAUAUAAAUAAAAAAAUAGUAUCUGCAGAAGAUACUGAAUUAUUAAACACUAGUAGUUAUUUGUAUUUAACAGAAGAUAUUGAAAAUUCAUUUGUGAAAAACAUGACAAAUUGUCAAAAUUCUAAAAUUAAUAAUAUUUUAGAUAAACAAGAAGUUGAAAAGGCUUUAGAAUCCAGCAAGUAUUUACUACAAAAUAAUACAAAUCUUUCUAAAGAUCUUGUAAAAAUGUCUUCUAAAGAUAAAGUUAAUAUAAAAAGUGCUAAUUGCAAUAACAAGUCUGCUCUAAAAGAAAAUAAAUCCAUCAAUAAUUCUAUGCAUACGAGUUUGCCUAAUGUUGCAUUCUCAUCUGAUUCCAGUACCACUAGAAUUACAUCCCCAGGUAUUCGCAAGAGAAGUAAAAGCUUAUUUACUUCUAUAAAAGGUUUAAGCAAAUGUUCUAAUAAAAUUAAAAGCCAGUCAAAAGAUAAAAAUUUAGAAAAUGAUAUUUUAAAUUCUAAACUAAGAAAAUCAUACUCUUCCAGUACAUUAGAAAAGUCUAAAUGCCCAUCCUUUAAAUUUUCUAAAUUUACUAAAAGUGAAGAUAAAAUUAAUAAACCUAAAGAUUUUAGUUUUCCUUAUAAACUCAGUAAACGUAUGCAUGAAUUAGCACUUCCUAAAGUAUAUAAAAGCUACGAAGAGAUUUAUGGUAGAUCAUAUCACUCGACAAAUUCGCUUGAUUAUUACAACAGAAAAAAUUCAUUUUCUAAUUUGCAUCGAAAAAAUACAAAUUUUGAAGAAAGUCGUAAAAGUUGGCCAACGUUUACAAAAAGGCUAAGAAAGCAAGAAAAAAAUUAUAGUUCUAGUGAUAAACUUAAACUAUUAAACAAUAAUUUUAAAGCUGUUGCUGAACUUGCAAUGGCUUUAAAUGCAAAAAAAAAGUCAAGGCAAGCUGUUAAAGUUGAUACUUCUGAAAGUAGCACAACUACAAUAAAAUUAACAGACGUGAAGGCGCCACUCAAUAAAAAAAAUAAAAAAGAAGAAUCAUCUUCAACUGAGAGUACAAUGAAAAAGUCUUCUGCUAGAAGUUCUAAAGAUCGAAAUUCAUCUUCAACUGAAAGUUCGUACAGCACCAGAAGUAGACCUGUAGUUGGUAGAAAUGUUAGUAAAUUACCCGAGAGUUUUUUAGCUGAUGGUGAAACUAUGAAUGACAAACACGGUAGAGCUUUUGCAUCACAAAGAAAAAUUGAUGAACUAUCAAAACCUAAAGAUAUUACUAAAAUAGUUACAAAAGUUAUAAAAAAGCAUCCUGAACUGAAAACUGAGACUAAAAGAAAGAAUAAAUAA
Messenger RNA from Vairimorpha ceranae, 5793 nucleotides. RefSeq lists its product as hypothetical. The coding region runs from base 1 to 5793 and encodes 1930 amino acids. Lineage: Eukaryota; Fungi; Microsporidia; Nosematidae. The record is from RefSeq and is a predicted model, not a curated record. The transcript has a single exon.